AUGGCGCCGCUACUUAUAAAGGGCCUCGGCGCCCUCAUUGCCGUUACCGCUUUAACUAGCGGUGCUGCAGCAGCAGCAGUAGGAAGCAGCAACAACCAGCUAGCUGGCUCAAAUAGACCUUUCGGUUUAAGGGGGUCUCUCCUCGGUGGAGGAGGGAGCGGCGGUGCUGGAAACAUCGGCAGCAGCAGCAGCAACGUUAUAGGCGACGAAGAAGUUGUUGUUACAGAUACAGUGCUUGAUGAACCAGCAACCAUCGAGCUUGCUGCUGUAGCUUUAUCCAGCAUAAAUACUUUCUGGCUGUCUCUUUCCCCAGCAGCACGUGAUGAACUCCUAAAUGAAGUAAGCAACAGCAGCAGAGGGGACAACAUAACCGUUGACGAAACAAUCGAAGAAAACAGACCUCCAAGCCCCGUCCCUAUUGAAGACAGCAGCAUCAGCAGCAGCAGCGGCAGCAGCAGCAGCGGCAGCAGCAGCAGCAGCAACAGACUUCCAGUACGCCAAUUCCUCGGGCUUCUCGGAGGAAACCGCAACCGCAGAUUGAGGGAAGAUGCAGCAUUGCUGAGAUUGCUGCAGCGCUUAGACGACAGCAACAGCAGCAACAUCAACAUCAUCAGCAUCAGCAGCACCAGCACCGUCAGCCCUCUAGCUGAAGCGGGGCUUGGAGGCAUCAGCAGCACUAUUCCUGCUUCUCUGCCUGAAUCCUUCUCUACUAUUGCUGCAGAGGCUCUGCUAUCCACACUCCCUGCAGCAGAAGGCGAGAUCAGCAGCAGCAGCAGCAUCAGCAGCAGCAGCACGGGAGAGGCAUUUGAAGAAGAUAUAGCUUCUUCUCCCGGGGUGGUGGCUAUUGCUCUCGUUGAAGACGAAAGCAGCAUCGACAGCAGCGGCAGCAGCAACGAGGAGAGCGCCCUCGACAAACUGCAGCAGCAACUAGGAAAUAUCGAUAUAAGCGAAGAAGAAGUUAUCUUAGCCUUCCGCGCAUUCGUAAGAAGAUAUAAAAACUAUUUAAUGCAGUUUGAGGACCAGCUGCAAGAAUAUGUAGACAGCGGAGCACUGGAGCAGCAGCUGCAGCAGCUGAGGGAAGCAGUCAGGCAAUACGAAGAGAAGCAUGGCCUAGACAGCAGCAGCAGCAGCAGCAGCAGCAGCAGCAGCAGCAGCAGCGAGGAAGUAGCAGUAGAUGAAGGAGAACAAGAACAUGAUGAUGAUGAUGAUGAAGAUGAUGAAGAUGAAGAUGAAGAUGAAGAUGAAGAAGAAAUCAACGGACAGGGCGUUGAAGAGGAAGGCAGCAGCAGCAGCAGCUCUACCUCCACAGCAGCACCGGAAGAGCAUCUCAGCAGCAGCACUCUAGAAGCAGAAAUCAUCAGCAGCAGCAGCACUCUAGAAGCAGAAAUCAUCAGCAGCAGCAGCACUGUAGCAGCGGAGCACCUCGAGAGCAGCAGCAGCAGCACUGCAGCAGCAGAGCACCUCGAGAGCAGCAGCAGCAGCACUGCAGCAGCCGAGCACCUCGAGAGCAGCAGCAGCAGCACCGCAGCAGCUCGCCGUGUCCUUGUCGAAGAGGAAGCAGAGGAAUGGAGCAGCAGCAGCACAACCACUGCAGCACCAGAAGCAUUUUCUUCUGCUGCAGGCUUCCUGGGCAGCACCAGCACUGUAGCAGCCGAAGCCCUCAGCAGCAGCAGCACUGCAGCAGCAGAGCAUCUCGACAGCAGCAGCAGCACUGCAGUAGCAGAGCACCUCGACAGCAGCAGCAGCACUGCAGUAGCAGAGCACCUCGACAGCAGCAGCAGCACUGCAGCAGCAGAGCACCUCGACAGCAGCAGCAGCACUGCAGCAGCAGAGCACCUCGACAGCAGCAGCAGCACUGCAGCAGCAGAGGAGCUCAGCAGCAGCAGCAGCACUGCAGCAGCAGAGGAGCAUCUCAGCAGCAGCAGCACCCUCUCUGCCUAA
This is a messenger RNA of Eimeria acervulina, 1941 nucleotides long. RefSeq lists its product as hypothetical. Lineage: Eukaryota; Apicomplexa; Conoidasida; Eucoccidiorida; Eimeriidae. The transcript has a single exon. The record is from RefSeq and is a predicted model, not a curated record. Bases 1 to 1941 code for a protein of 646 amino acids.